Messenger RNA from Leishmania mexicana MHOM/GT/2001/U1103, 1281 nucleotides. RefSeq lists its product as hypothetical. Bases 1 to 1281 code for a protein of 426 amino acids. The transcript has a single exon. The record is from RefSeq and is a predicted model, not a curated record. NCBI's taxonomy places the organism in Eukaryota, Euglenozoa, Kinetoplastea, Trypanosomatida, Trypanosomatidae.
AUGGCUGCUUGGACGACCUCAUCAAGUGCGGCGAGCGUCAGGGGGCACCGGAGGAGUGGUCAAGUUUUGCUGCGUGUUCUGGAGGUGGUACUGGUGCUGGCGCUCCUGCUUCCCGCAACGCACUCCAGUGCGUCACUCGCAGCGAAAGCGGUGGACGAACAUCCUGUCACGGCGCAUGAGGAUACGCACGGUCAGUCAGCACGGCUGGCGAGCGCAGCAGUAAAGGCGGCGUUGGAUGUGACGGAAUCGGCCGCGCAUGUGCCACGCAAGCAGAUGGUGCGCGAGAUGAACGAGCAGAACUGGUACCUCCUCGAUGGCGAUCAGUUGAUCCCUAGAGACGGCAAGAAGGUCGCACAUCCGCGCCAGCGGCGCAAAGCCCCACUAACGGGGACCCGUGAGGAAACCCUCGAAUGCGGGUCGUCACCGACACGAGCAGCACAGACCCGCCUCCGCCAGGGUCUGGAUUCAACACCGGCUGGUGACCAUCACCGUGGCCACGCCACAGUUCACGCACCACAGAAUGCAGCUCUCUUGAGGAAGCGCUACUGUCGUACCGAACGUCAUGCACCAGUCACCUCCUCGCACAGGAAACACAAGGCACUGGCAGACGGAGCUGUCGACAAUGCGGCCGUAACAUACACUGACGCGGAGCCGCCCCGCAUCCCUCUCGACUCCCUCCGUCUUGUGAUCCGGUUUGAGGAUGAGGCUGCCGACGAGGACCACGUCGAAGUCCACAAGCACGGCGUCGGAAAGCAUGCCUCGCCACAGUGUAGAACACCACAUCACAGCCGGCGGUCGCGGGCGCAUUCGGCUCGUGUUCAUAGGAGAGGCGGCUUGCACCGGUGCUGGCACGCUGGUCGCAUCCUUGUGAACCGAGGUCAUGGUUUCUCGGUGCUCCUAAGACAGCCAGAACCGGGUGUGCGCACCCUAGCCGCAGCACCGCAGCCGGUCAUUGAAGUAGCGGAUGUGGAGCACGGGGUCAUCGAGCGUCGCAGCGAUGGCGGCGCCGCCGCGCUCGUGUCGGCUGAUGCCAAGAGCGUCACACCUACAACGCUGUCGGAAGAAGAUCUGCGGCGUCGCUGCCUCGUGGCUAACAGCCGGGACUCGAAGGCGGCUCUCAUGACGGCGCUGCAGGAGGGCAGGUUGCGCGAGGACUGCCUGAUCGUGGCCGCCGAAGUAGGCAACGACAUCCCGAGUAACGGGAACAGCGCGAAGGGCGCCGUGGCGAUGAUGUCGCUGUUUGUGUCGACCCUCGUUGGAGCUUUUCUCCUCGCCUUUUGA